AUGGCGUUCCUGCAGCAGAUGCGUUCCCCUCUCCUCUCCUUCAUCCAGACGGCCGUGUCGCUCUUCCUGGGCACCGUGGCCCUCAUGUCCUCAUUCUGGUGUGUGGGCAAACAGAAAGUGCCCAAGCCGCUGUGUUCGCCCACCAAGCACAGCGACUGCAUCCCUGUCCCCGGCGUGUCCAACUCCUCCAGCAUGCAGUUCUUCUGGGAGACUGGGGACGACCGCUUCGUCUUCCCCACCUUUCACACCGGCCUGUUCAUCAUCUGUGAGGAGAACAUCUACACAGACACAUGGGGUAUGAGACACAUCUGAGCAUGUUAACUGUGCCGAUAAAGGGGGAAAUGGGAGACAAAAUAAACAGAUUCCUCACUGGAC
This is a messenger RNA of Monopterus albus (swamp eel), 375 nucleotides long. Its product is annotated as germ cell-specific gene 1-like protein. The transcript has a single exon. The record is from RefSeq and is a predicted model, not a curated record. Lineage: Eukaryota; Metazoa; Chordata; Actinopteri; Synbranchiformes; Synbranchidae. The coding region runs from base 1 to 312 and encodes 103 amino acids.